CAGGGCUAUCAUUGUAAUAUUUUCAAAAUAAAAAAAAAAAAACAAAUCUUACAAUCCAAUACAGUGGAGCGUCCCACAACCUGACCACCAUUACCAAAAUGACCUCCAAAAACGACUUCGUUCUGUACUCUCCUCUCCCGCCCAACCCCACCGCCACCGCCUACCACCAAAACGUCGUCGUCCUCCCCUACUACCGCCCCUCUCCCUCCAAACGCAGAUCCCGCCGUCUCUGCCGCUGCCUCCUCGCCUCCGCCGCCGUCCUCCUCCUCAUCGCCGCCGUCUUCAUCCUCUACCCCUCCGAUCCCUCCCUGCAACUCGUCCGAGUGCACCUCAACCGCGUCCGAGUCAACUCGUCCCCCGAUCUCACCCUCGACCUCUCCUUCUUCCUCACCGUCAAGGUCUUCAACAGAGACUUCUUCUCUCUCGACUAUGACUCGCUCGCCGUCUCCGUCGGCUACCGCGGGAGAGAGCUAGGGUUUGUGAACUCCGACGGAGGUAAAAUUAGGGCGAGAGGGUCGUCGUAUGUCGAUGCAACGCUCGAUCUCAAUGGAUUCGCGAUCAUUCAAGAUGUUUUUUACUUGCUUGAAGAUUUGGCCAGAGGAGUUAUUCCCUUCGACACUGUCACGAAGGUUGAAGGGAAUUUAGGGCUCUUUCUCUUCAAAAUUCCUCUCAAGGCGAGUGUAUCAUGUGAGGUCUAUGUAAAUACAAACAACCAGACUAUAGCCCGUCAAGAUUGCUACCCUGAGUGAUGGUGGUAACAAGGCUAAUAACUCUAAUGGAACUUCUCAUUUACAUUAAAGCUGGAUGCAGCGUUAAGAGUUGAAUCUGGAGGUGAAUGCAGUGUUAUGGUUGCAGUGAACCCCUCUAUUACCCUUCAACUUAAUAGUGUGUUAGGCCGGUGCUGAAAUUGGAGAGAAUUCAUUUGAAUUUUAUUUAUUAAAAAAAAUUAUGAAUUCUCUCUCUCAUACUUGUAUAUAUUCUACACCCUAGAGGACUCUCGUCUCUGAACCUAGUGAUGAAACAUUUGUUCAUAAAAAUUGAGGUCA
This is a messenger RNA of Morus notabilis, 1046 nucleotides long. RefSeq lists its product as uncharacterized. NCBI's taxonomy places the organism in Eukaryota, Viridiplantae, Streptophyta, Magnoliopsida, Rosales, Moraceae. The transcript is spliced from 3 exons. The record is from RefSeq and is a predicted model, not a curated record. The coding region runs from base 99 to 749 and encodes 216 amino acids. Gene Ontology annotation, cellular component: plasma membrane.